Messenger RNA from Eriocheir sinensis (Chinese mitten crab), 1752 nucleotides. It is a transcript of the gene Tip60, whose product is annotated as histone acetyltransferase Tip60-like. The transcript has 11 exons. The record is from RefSeq and is a predicted model, not a curated record. Gene Ontology annotation, molecular function: histone acetyltransferase activity. NCBI's taxonomy places the organism in Eukaryota, Metazoa, Arthropoda, Malacostraca, Decapoda, Varunidae. The coding region runs from base 103 to 1605 and encodes 500 amino acids. Gene Ontology annotation, biological process: regulation of DNA-templated transcription.
UUCACGGGAUCUGCCGUCAUAAAGGCUGACAUGGGAGAAAUCCUAUGACAUCAAGAUCAAGUUCAAAAUCAGUCCCGCGUUUGUUGUUGUCGCCGGGAAGUCAUGUCUGAGGACUCCAACUCGGCUAUUUUAGAUCCUAUAUCCAACGUGACCGAAGGAUGCCGCCUCCCAGUCCUUAUGAUCAAUGGCGAGGAUUGGCGUAAGUCAGGACACUCAACACUUGCAGAGGUAAUCAGUAUCAAGGAUCUGGAGGACAAGAAGCUGUUUUAUGUUCAUUACAUUGAUUAUAACAAGAGAUUAGAUGAGUGGGUUGAUGAAGAUCGACUGGAUCUGCGGAAGAUCCAGUACCCACGCCGAGAUUUGGCCUCCUCCACUACCACCGGCCUCAACACGCCCAAGAAAACUUUGACAGGAGCAACCAACUCUCGGCCCUCCUCCCCUGGACUCACAAACCCAGACCCAAUCACUGGCCCUUCUGUGUUAGCUGCCCUGCAGCAAAAGCAACAGAAGAUCAAAAAGAGAAAGUUGGAUCACAAUGAGGAAGAAGAUGGCCGCAGAGCAUCCAUUGGUUCUCUGGGGGGGUCCAUUGGGAGCUCCAUUGGAGGUUCCAUUGGGAGCCUGGGGGACAUUGAAAUUCCUCCACUCACUCCCCUCACCCCCCUCACGCCACUCACCCCACAACAGACGGUCCCACGCCAGACCGGCUCCCUGGCCACCCACUCAGAUGACCAUGCCAUCACCCGCAUCAAGAACAUGAAAAUGAUUGAGCUGGGGAAAUACAGAAUAAAGCCUUGGUAUUUUUCACCAUAUCCACAGGAGAUAACUAAUUUAGACUGCAUAUACAUCUGUGAAUACUGCCUCAAGUAUCGGAAGAGUAGAAAGUGCCUCGAGAGACAUCUUCACAAGUGUCCCUUCAAACACCCGCCCGGAAAUGAAAUCUACCGCAAAGGGUCAGUUUCCUUCUUCGAGCUGGAUGGCCGCAAGAACAAACUCUACGCCCAGAAUCUCUGCUUACUCGCCAAGCUUUUCCUGGACCACAAGACUCUCUACUAUGACACUGACCCCUUCUUGUUUUAUGUCAUGACGGAGUGUGACAUGCGAGGAUACCAUAUUGUUGGCUAUUUCUCAAAGGAGAAGGAGUCCUCGGAAGACUACAAUGUGGCAUGCAUCUUGACCUUGCCUCCUUACCAGCGGAAAGGUUAUGGCAAGCUGCUCAUUGAAUUUAGUUAUGAAUUGUCCAAGUUUGAAGGUAAAACUGGGUCCCCAGAGAAGCCACUGAGUGACUUGGGGUUGCUCUCAUAUCGGUCCUACUGGAAACAGACCAUACUGGAAAUUUUGAUAGCACUGAAACCUCAAGAAGGCCAAGAGAAACCUCAACUCACCAUCAACGAAAUCUGCGAACAGACCAGCAUAAAAAAAGAAGACGUGAUAUCAACGCUCACCAACUUGGAGCUGAUCAACUACUACCGGGGCCAGUACAUCCUCACUCUCAAUAAGGAGCUGGUCGAGAGCCACAGGAAGGUCAUGGAGAGAAGAAAAAUCAGAAUAGACUCCAAAUACCUGCACUGGACACCUAAGGACUGGGCCAAGCGGGGAAAAUGGUAGCUGAGAGAGCCGUGCAGGCAAGCAAUGUGAUAGCAGCCAGUGGAGGAAAAGGAUACAUUGCCUCCGUUGAAUUCUGGUUUGCAAGUUGUAUAUGUAGUUUAAGGUAUUGUAGAUACGUGGAGAGGAAUAAAAGUUAAAGUAAAGUCA